ACAAACCACGCCCACGUAGUACGUUUUCUGGGCUGUGUUGAACAUAACACACCUCAAAUUCAUCAAUUUAUAAUAAUUUGUUUUGUAUUAAGAAAGUCAGGGGACGUUGUUUAGGUUUUAUUUGAGAAAGUAUCAAAAUGAUCCAUUUAUUGCACCUAAAUGACUUAUUGUAAAACGAAUCGAAGAUGUUAACAAACGCAGAAAACAGUAAUGUUGAGGAGCUUUUAAUUAUCAACAAAGAUGAGCCUAGUUCAAAUAACUGCGAGGCGGGAGCCAGGCUGACUUGGAUCUCCAAGGCAGAGGAUAAUCAUGAUGAAGACGGUUGCGAGCUUCAGGACCAACAACAACAACUUUUGUGCAUCACGUUCACAUCUGAGGACGGACAGACACACCACACAGAAACUGCCGAGCCAAUAUUCAUUGAUUUUUCUGGGAAUCAAAGUGCGGGUGGUAAAAUAAAUACACAGGAUAUUUUACCAAGAGUUAGCGAUUUCAUUGGGAGUAUUGACAACGUCAGCCUUGCCAGUUUAUCAGAGGACAUUAAUUUUGAAACAAAACUCAAAGUUUUGGACGCUGUCUUGCCUGCACCUUCCAAAGACCGGGCCACAAUUUUUAGAACCAAUGACAGUAUUUUCAUCUGCAACAUUUGCGAAACACAAUUUCUCAGUGUCGAAGACUGCAAAACCCACUGCAAGGAGCAUGUCAAAAGAAAAGCAUGGUUUUGUGAAUUGUGCAAGCUUCCUUUCAAAAGCCACAGUCUGUUAACAAAGCAUAAUAGAGAAUCUCAUCAUGAAAGCGAGAUCUUCUCUUGUGAGAAAUGUGAGCUCAUAUUUGAUCGCCAAGCCCAACUCAAAUACCACGAGCGGAGGGUUCAUCUUCAGGAGAGGAGUCAAGUUUGCCAGUUUUGUGGGAAGGGAUUUUUCAAGAGAUGUGACCUGAAAAUGCAUCUUAACAUUCACCUUGGCAUCAUGAAGAACAUCUGCGAGAUUUGUGGAAAGCAAUUUCAUAAUAGGUCAAACUUAAUUCGACAUGCCCGACUUCAUUCAGGAGUAAAACCAUAUGUUUGCUGCACUUGCGGAGUCAGGUUUAACCAAGUGAGCGCCUUGAAAAGCCACAAACUGCAGCGACACCCUGUUGGCAAUAAAAAAGAUGGUUUCCCUUGCCCCAGCUGUGGCAAAGUUAUGACCACAGUUGCUGUGCUGAAGAAGCACUUUAAACUAGUACACAAAAGCAAUCUUGAUAGCGCUGUUUUCAAGGAUUCGGUUGGAAUAUCAAGUGAUGGUAGAAGCUGCAGGAGAAAAUAUUAUUGCAAAAUAUGUGGUCUGAAUUUCAAAAACGUUCAGAAACUUCAGAGCCAUGAAAACGAAAGCCAUUCAAAUGCAGAAGAAUUUUUGUGCAAAAGUUGCAAUCAGAAGUUUAAUUCCAUAGAUGAAAUUAAAAGUCACUGUUGUGUUAGUCCAAUUGGAGAUGACACUCGAUUAAUGCUGAAACAAUUGCUUGACAUGCAGGAAGACAUGUCCGACGAGGAAGAUUUCAUCGUGAAACCUGACAUUGUUGAGCCAUCACAUAAUGUUAUUCGUGUGCCUGCAAGCAGGAUUUCCUCUCCUACACGCUUGCCAAUACCUAACCCUGCCGCCAGUGAUGUUCGAGAAAUGGUCAUCCAUGUUCAAGCAGAGGGUCAGAGCGAGCUUAUGGCUGUCCACGUCAAAUACAACAUGAAUUACAUUUUCUCUUUGGACGACAAGAUUCUACCGGACGCCACUGAAGCUGUUCCAGAACCUAUAGGGAAAAUUUUAAGUGAAGUUUUUGAAGAGCCAGUAAAUCCUGUGAACAGACCAAAUCCUGAGGCACCUGCUGUGACGAAAAAGUUCAAAUGUGAAGACUGCGGAAAUACUUUUAACAAAAUGCACAAUUUCAAGCAGCAUUUAGCUACACAUAAUAUUGAAUUGAAAAAAUACACAUGCUCUGUGUGCUGCCAAGCGUAUGCCUGGAAGUCGUCUCUGAACAAACACAUUCAGGCGCAUCACACAGAAAAGACUGGAAAUGUUCUGUGCAAUUUGUGUCCAAAAAGCUUCAAUACAAACCAAGCAUUCAAUGAACACGUCAGACGUGAUCACAUUGGCGAAAAAUCUCACAAGUGCUCCGAGUGUGGCAAAGCAUUUUUCAAGAAAAGUGAUCUGAUAGUUCAUAAGCGAAUUCAUGCAAAUGAGAAGCCAUAUAUUUGCGGCAACUGCGGUAAAACGUUUUCCCACAUCUCCCACAUUAUUCGUCAUGAGCGCAUUCACUCGGGAGUGAAACCAUACACCUGUGAUGUCUGUGGCAAAACUUUUGUCCAGUCUACAACCAUGCAUGUGCACAAGAAGAAAAUGCACAGUUCUACGGCAAACCCUAAACAGCCCACUGAAAGCAAAGACGCUCUACAAAAAAUUAUGAGUUCUUCUGCUAUCUCUGAGAGCGAGCAGAUUCUAGAAAAUUUGUUUGAUAGCUUAUAAUCUGCUUGUAAUCAAAAAUUUUUAAUAAUAAAAGUAAUGCAAGGAAGCAUAUAUGUUCAAUUAAAAGAUUUUAGAGGAUUUUAGAAUUAGGACAACAAUUCAAUGAUGCAUAAUUCACAAUUUCUUUAAAGGAA
This is a messenger RNA of Neocloeon triangulifer, 2626 nucleotides long. RefSeq names its product zinc finger protein 493-like. NCBI's taxonomy places the organism in Eukaryota, Metazoa, Arthropoda, Insecta, Ephemeroptera, Baetidae. Gene Ontology annotation, molecular function: RNA polymerase II cis-regulatory region sequence-specific DNA binding; DNA-binding transcription factor activity. The transcript has 12 exons. The coding region runs from base 186 to 2492 and encodes 768 amino acids. The record is from RefSeq and is a predicted model, not a curated record. Gene Ontology annotation, biological process: regulation of transcription by RNA polymerase II.